CCAGCUCACUUUCAAACAAAAUGAGGCAAUGUCCUCCGAUAACUGGGUGUGUCUAGAAUGAGCGCGAUUUUGAGCAGGCUUUGCUACAUAAGGCAAAGUCCUUUUCUUGGUGGUGGAAGGCAAGUUCUGCGAUAUGUACCUGGAUUGCAAAGUGCUCAAAGUCCUCGACUUUUGAAUGCGGCUGGUCGCUUCAAGUCAACGGACUCCAAAGAUGGACAGGCAAUGGAUGUAUCUACCUAUCCGUUGGAGAGAACCCGCAACUUCAGCAUCAUAGCACAUAUCGACCAUGGCAAGAGUACUCUUGCUGACCGAUUGCUGGAAUGCACUGGUCUCAUCGAUGCUAGUGCCAAGAACAAGCAAGUUCUGGACAACUUGAAAGUAGAGCAGGAGAGAGGCAUCACAAUCAAAGCGCAGACUGUGACGCUAUUCUACAAUCACAAGGGAGAGGAAUACCUCAUCAACUUGAUUGACACACCUGGCCAUGUUGACUUCUCGUACGAGGUGUCGCGUUCUCUUGCGGCAUGCGACGGCUGUGUACUCUUGGUUGAUGCGUCACAGGGUGUCCAAGCUCAGACCGUUGCUAAUUUUUACCUCUCGUUCGAAGCCGACCUGUUUUUUGUUCCCGUUCUGAACAAGAUCGACCUAAAGACUGCCAACGUCCCUCGCAGCAUUGAGCAGCUAAAAUCGCUGACUGAGUGUGACGAAAGUGAAAUCUUACAGAUGUCAGCAAAGUCUGGUCUUGGUGUGGAUCAAAUACUGCCGGCAGUUAUCGACAGAAUACCACCGCCAGAGCGUAGCGACCGUGACAAGCAACUGCGGAUGCUGGUGUUUGACUCCUGGUACAUUCCCCACCGCGGUGCUCUGUGUCUGGUGGCUGUCAAGGAUGGCUCACUGGCUGUUGGCGAUCCUGUCACUUCCGCGCACUUUCAGAAAGACUAUAUUGUCGAUGAGGUUGGCAUCAUGCAUCCCCAUCGGACCCCCGUGACCCGCUUAUACGCCGGACAGGUCGGGUACAUGCUGUGCAACAUGAAGAGAUCACAUGAUGCACGCGUGGGAGACACAUUUCACCGGACGGGUGAGACAAUCACGCCAUUCCCCGGCUUCAAGCCCAUCAAACCUGUUGUGUUUUGUGGCAUCUUUCCCGUCGACCCCAAUGAUCUUCAGAUGCUAACAAGCGCCAUGGACAAGUUGACGCUGAAUGAUGCUAGUGUGGAUGUGCAACGCGAUGCCAGUGCCGUUCUUGGUCAAGGCUGGCGGCUAGGUUUCCUGGGAAUGUUACACAUGGAGGUGUUCACCCAGCGCUUAGAGGAGGAGCAUGACGCCCACGUUAUUUGUACUUCGCCAAGUGUCAUGUUCCAAGCAAUGAUGACCAAAACUGAAGAGUUGGUAAUGAUUCGCCAACCAGAGAAGUUUCCCGACCCAGCGGAGGUGUCCUACUUCAAGGAGCCGAUGGUCAAGGCCACACUUAUUUUCCCGGAAAAGUACGCCGGCAAAGUGAUCUCGCUCUGCCAGGGUCACCGCGGUGAUAUACUUGACCGUGUCUACAUAGACAGUACGCAGCUGAUGAUGAAGUUCCGCUUGCCGUUGGCAGAAAUUGUCGUCGAUUUCUAUGACAAGCUAAAGGGGACUACGUCUGGCUAUGCAUCAUUUGAGUAUGAAGAUGAUGGCUGGGAGGAUUCGAACCUUGUUAAGUGUGAAAUCCUACUGAAUGGAGAACCUGUGGACGCAUUGGCCGUCAUCUGUCACCGUACUAAGGCUUUUAAGCUGGGCAAGGCAGUGUGUGGCUAUCUGAAAGAAGAACUACCCAGGCAGUUGUUCGAAAUUGCCAUCCAGGCACGGACAGGCAAGAAGAUCAUUGCAAGGGAAACUAUCAAAGCGAUGCGAAAGGACGUCACUGCUAAGUGUUAUGGUGGAGAUAUAACACGUCGCUUGAAGCUGCUCAGCAAGCAGAAAGCGGGCAAGAAGAAGAUGAGAAUGGUGGGCAACAUUGAAGUGCCCAAGGAGGUCUUCAUGAAGGUCAUCAAGCAGAAGUGAGUGGCCAGUGAGCACGCUCUGUCCUGCUGUUUUGGAGCUAUUGUUGGUAGUCUGAAUGCUUUGCACACACCACUGACUAUUGACAUUGUACAUAUGGACAUAUCGUGAGGUCUAUCCCAUUCUCUACUGCCUUGUACAUGGCUGUACAUGCUGUUUCUGUUGUAGAGAAUCUUUGGUUUGAUGUUUAGCUGUUUCUGAGCCACUUGUUGUGCGCUUUGUUUAUCCUGUUUCUGCAUUAUACACACUAUAGGGGUUAUGCAUGGAUCAUGGGUGUUUUAGUAACAUGCUGGCCUGGUGCAGUUUUCACAAAUGAUGCUGUGUAAGCAUUGGAAUGCUCGUCCCAGUAACUAUUUUGCCAUGCGCGUUUAUAAAUUAUACUAGGUAUUUCUAUUUAUUCCUCUUUUCCAUGUUACUAUUGUGAGCUAACAUUCUGAUUGCUAACUAUGCAUAGAACUGAUAGAAGCCUGUAAGUCAGAGAGAUUUUAAAAGACAAAGCACUUAUGUUGCAGCGCAACACUGUGA
Molecule: messenger RNA, 2556 nt
Organism: Sycon ciliatum
Lineage: Eukaryota; Metazoa; Porifera; Calcarea; Leucosolenida; Sycettidae
Product: translation factor Guf1, mitochondrial-like
Exons: 20
Coding region: 58-2034 (658 amino acids)
Biological process (GO): positive regulation of translation
Cellular component (GO): mitochondrion
Molecular function (GO): GTP binding; mitochondrial ribosome binding; GTPase activity
Source: RefSeq, a predicted model, not a curated record